Molecule: messenger RNA, 1077 nt
Organism: Colletotrichum spaethianum
Lineage: Eukaryota; Fungi; Ascomycota; Sordariomycetes; Glomerellales; Glomerellaceae
Product: putative efflux pump mfs2
Exons: 3
Coding region: 1-1077 (358 amino acids)
Biological process (GO): transmembrane transport
Molecular function (GO): transmembrane transporter activity
Source: RefSeq, a predicted model, not a curated record
AUGUUCUUCGAGCACGAGCGCGGGCAAAAGGUUGGGUUGUGGGUUUUGGCUAUUGACUUGGGUCUGCUUGCGGGGCCGCUGAUCGGAGGGUUUGUGGACUUGAUCGACCACUACUGGAUCCAAUGGUUGACGGCCAUCUUUUUCGCCGUGAUCCUGGCGGCCGAGCUGGCGUUCCUGCCCGAGACGCUGUAUCCGCGUGAUUACAUGCUGUCCAAGACGAAUGGAGUUAUCCCUGCCACGGGAGCUGUGGAUGAGAAAACCAUCGCGACGGGUACGACGUUGCCGGAGGCUGUGACGGUUUCGAGGACGAAGAACUUGCCGUUCCUUAACGUGAAGCCGGUGCCGGCGAUGAAGCACCCUAAAGCGUGGGCUUCGAUCGUACGGUUUGGAAAAUUGUUCAAGUACCCCGUCGUUCCCAUUGCGACAAGUGUCUAUUGUUUUGGAUGGUACUGGUGGGUUUUGUCGGUCAUUACGAUGAUCCCUGUGGCGUACAUCGACUACUCGCCGCAGAUUCAAGGUCUCUUCUUCAUCGGUCUGAUUGUGGGAACACUUGUGUCCGAAAUCUUCUUUUCUGGAAAGUUGAGCGACUGGCUUGUUGUCAAGCUCGCGAAGCGUAACGAUGGUGUGAAGACUGCCGAGAUGCGCUUGUGGCUAGCGUAUCCCGCGGCUCUCUUGACAUCCAUUGGCCUCAUCAUCUGGGGUGUCAGCAUUGACAAGGCGUAUCACUGGAUGGUCGGUCAGGUUGCCUUUGCAUUGUUCGGUGCCGGUAUCCAAAUGGGCAAUACAGCAAUUUGCUCUUACAUCGUCGAUGCCUACCCUCUUCAGAGCAUGGCCGUUAUUACCUUCUACGCUGUGCUGCUCAACCUCAGCGCUUUCAUCGACCCCUUUUUCAUCGCGCCUUGGGUUACGAGCGUGGGAUACACGUGGACAUUUGCAGGACAUGGAAUCAUUACAUUCUUCUUCUGCAUUCCUGCAUUGGGGCUGCUGCAUCGCUAUGGCGGUGCGAUGAGACAAAAGGCCGGAGAGCCUGAUUGGGUGAACCCUGAGUACGAUCACGACAUUGUGAGAGAGUCAUGA